UCCUUUUCCACAUAUUCGACGAAUAUAUUCCUUAGUUACUUAGGAAUUAGGAUAGGACUUUGAACUAUGCAUAAAAAUGGGCUUGGGAUGGCAUUGCUGAUGGAAGAGCUGAGAUACUGCAAGACUUGCAUACUACACUAUGCCAAUAUUGGGGAAAGAGCCCCUGAAUUAGGAGUGGUAAUCUUGAGCUCCAGUGGGCUUCUAGAUAGUACAACUCAAGUCUGAUCGCUCUGGCUUCCUAUGGAAAUACACAAAAAAAUUUAGUCAUCUUUUAGUUUAGAUGUUUUAGUUUAAAUGUAGGUGUUUAGAUCUUAUUCUUUCUGAGGGACAAACACUAAGUAUAUUUGUUUGGAUUAAAUCUGAACACAUCUAUAUGAGUUAAAAAAGGGAGCCCUAUAAGUAUAAGCUUGGAACUGUAGUGAUUAUUGACAAUUGCAAGUAUGACAACAGUGGGUGCCUUUUAUUCUGUUUUAGGUAAUGUGAAACGUGACUGGUUCUCAGACUCCAUACAGACUUCAUGUAUUUCAAAGAGAUACUAAAUAGAACUUUAGGGGAAGUGAAAGAGAAGUUCCUGAAAUUAUCAUAAGAUUUGAUAUAAGUUUUUCAAGAUGUCAUAUAUGCUUCCACAUUUACACAAUGGUUGGCAAGUAGACCAGGCCAUUCUUUCAGAAGAGGACCGUGUGGUAGUUAUUCGGUUUGGACAUGACUGGGAUCCAACAUGUAUGAAAAUGGAUGAAGUUUUAUAUAGUAUUGCUGAAAAGGUGAAAAAUUUUGCUGUAAUUUAUCUAGUAGAUAUCACAGAAGUACCAGACUUCAAUAAGAUGUAUGAACUGUAUGAUCCCUGUACUGUUAUGUUCUUCUUCAGAAACAAACACAUAAUGAUUGAUUUAGGCACAGGUAACAACAACAAAAUUAACUGGGCAAUGGAAGACAAGCAAGAGAUGAUUGACAUCAUAGAAACAGUUUAUCGAGGUGCUCGUAAAGGUAGAGGUCUUGUUGUAUCACCCAAAGACUACUCAACCAAAUACAGAUAUUGACAUUUUGGCUAUUUAUUUCAAAGUCACCUUUCUUGGAAACUUCCUAAACCCAGGCCUAGCAUAUGAGAAUUCUUCCAUGGUUACAUCUCAUUGUGAAUAUAUUGAACUGAGUAAAUAUGUUACCUGAUUUUCAUGGGAAAAUGCCAUUGAUUUGGGAAAUAAAAGUUAUAU
This is a messenger RNA of Python bivittatus (Burmese python), 1208 nucleotides long. The record is from RefSeq and is a predicted model, not a curated record. Lineage: Eukaryota; Metazoa; Chordata; Lepidosauria; Squamata; Pythonidae.